ACCACAGCAAAAGAAAAAAACAGAAAACACACCUAAUUGAAGGGUAAAUAGCCCACUAAUCGAUCGAUAGCCGCCGAGAACCGCCCAAAAGUGGAGCGUGUACCCGCUAAUAGCCAGAAGCGGCGUGGAAACCGCCAAGCCCGCAGCACUGCACCCCGAAGGCCAGCUGCAGCCGCUUCCCGCGCAUUUUCUUCAAUCCAGCAACACCAUCCAGACAACGUGGAACUCCCGCUGAACCAGUAACCGGCAUUAUUUCCAUUUUUCGGAGACCAAAAAUUGUGAAAAUACAAGAUAAAAUGCCGCGCAGAAAGGCCCUGACUAAUAACAACAAUGCCGGCGAGUCGGAGCAACUGCAGCCACCGAAGGCGAAGCGCGCCAGGAUCGCAUUUCAUCUGGAGCUGCCCAAGCGGAGGACUGUACUGGGCAACGUGCUGGUCUGCGGCAACGGUGAUGUGGGCCAACUGGGUCUCGGCGAGGACAUCCUGGAGCGCAAGCGUCUCAGCCCGGUGGCGGGAAUCCCGGAUGCCGUGGACAUAUCCGCCGGUGGCAUGCACAACCUGGUGUUGACCAAAUCGGGGGACAUUUACUCAUUCGGUUGCAAUGAUGAGGGCGCACUGGGUCGCGACACCAGCGAGGAUGGCAGCGAGGCCAAGCCGGAUCUGAUCGAAUUGCCCGGCAAGGCAUUGUGCAUUUCGGCGGGCGAUUCGCAUUCCGCUUGUCUGCUGGAGGAUGGCCGCGUCUUUGCUUGGGGCUCGUUCCGGGACUCGCAUGGCAACAUGGGCCUCACCAUCGAUGGAAACAAGCGUACGCCCAUCGAUCUGAUGGAGGGCACUGUCUGCUGCAGCAUCGCUUCGGGCGCCGAUCAUCUGGUCAUUCUGACCACUGCCGGAAAGGUCUUCACCGUGGGCUGCGCUGAGCAGGGACAACUUGGCCGGCUCUCGGAGCGUUCCAUUUCCGGAGAGGGUCGUCGAGGCAAACGCGAUUUGCUGCGACCCACCCAGCUCAUCAUCACGCGGGCCAAACCCUUUGAGGCGAUCUGGGCCACCAACUACUGCACAUUCAUGCGCGAGUCGCAGACAGAGGUCAUCUGGGCCACAGGACUGAACAACUUCAAGCAGCUGGCCCACGAGACCAAGGGCAAGGAGUUCGCAGUGACGCCCAUCAAGACGGAACUGAAAGACAUCCGACACAUUGCCGGCGGUCAGCACCAUACUGUCAUCCUGACAACAGACCUUAAAUGUUCCGUGGUGGGUCGUCCGGAGUACGGUCGCCUGGGACUGGGCGAUGUCAAGGAUGUUGUGGAGAAGCCAACGCUUGUGGAGAAGCUGACCGACAAGGUUGUGUCCGUGGGCUGUGGCGAAGUCUGUUCCUAUGCCGUUACAGAGGAUGGCAAACUGUAUUCCUGGGGCUCAGGCGUCAACAAUCAACUAGGCGUUGGCGAUGGCGAUGAUGAGCUCGAACCAAUCGUGGUCGUCAGCAAGAACACGCAGGGCAAGCACAUGCUGCUCGCAUCUGGCGGUGGUCAGCACGCAAUCUUUUUGGUUAAGGCGGAUAAGCAGGAACAGAAGGAAAAUGUUCCUGUGAAGGCGUCUGCCAGCAGCAGCAGUAAAAAGGACAAGACCCCGCCGCAGGAUAGUGCCGACAAGGAAGCCGAUAGUGCAGAUAAGCAGGAGCAGAAGGAGAAUUUGCCAGCGAAGGCGUCCACCAGCAGCAGCAGCAGCAAAAAGAACAAGACGCCGCCGCAGGAUGAUGCCGACGAGGCGGUCGAAGAGGAGUCCGUCAAGGAACCGACUCCCAAGAAGGCCAAGAAGCCGGCUGCCAAGCGAGGCGGUAAAAAGACAUAAGAUUGAGUAUAAAUACGCUGACUUUCCCAAUUUGUUUUUGGUGACACUAAGUUACAAAACCCGUACGCUUACCCUACGCUUAAGGAAUGUUUACUCAUGGCCCAGAUUCGUAAGAUAGAUCGGAAUUUUUGCUUAUUUGUACGCCGAGAUUUACGAACUGAAUCGUGUUAAGUUCUUAUUAUUUUGAUAAAUAGAUGCCCGCUUAUAUCUUACAAGUCUGCCUAACGACGAAAACUUCUUUAUCAACCCAACUAAAUGUUUAUUAUAUAUAUUCGUUCGCAAUACGAAACCUUAGUAAAUUUGUAUUUGAACGCAAAGUGAAACUAAAUGAGAUUUAUUUACAAACUAA
This is a messenger RNA of Drosophila yakuba, 2193 nucleotides long. RefSeq names its product regulator of chromosome condensation (gene Rcc1). Lineage: Eukaryota; Metazoa; Arthropoda; Insecta; Diptera; Drosophilidae. The record is from RefSeq and is a predicted model, not a curated record. The coding region runs from base 297 to 1844 and encodes 515 amino acids. Gene Ontology annotation, molecular function: guanyl-nucleotide exchange factor activity. Gene Ontology annotation, cellular component: cytoplasm. The transcript is spliced from 4 exons.